This is a messenger RNA of Phycodurus eques (leafy seadragon), 4445 nucleotides long. It is a transcript of the gene larp4aa, whose product is annotated as La ribonucleoprotein 4Aa. Gene Ontology annotation, biological process: positive regulation of translation. The transcript is spliced from 17 exons. Gene Ontology annotation, molecular function: mRNA 3'-UTR binding. Gene Ontology annotation, cellular component: cytoplasmic stress granule; cytosol. NCBI's taxonomy places the organism in Eukaryota, Metazoa, Chordata, Actinopteri, Syngnathiformes, Syngnathidae. Bases 458 to 2857 code for a protein of 799 amino acids. The record is from RefSeq and is a predicted model, not a curated record.
ACUCGCGGUGGUUGACGGGACGUCGGCGGACUGUGUGCCUGAACUGAGGGAACGUGCGUGUCCCCAGUGUCCGCUCCGGUCGUCAAGUCGGGAAUGCCCGGUUGAGCGGCGUGCUGUGUGACGAAGUGACGGAGGACGCUGCACCGUGCGAGGAGUCAUGGUUGUAGUUUGUGGGGUUUAUUAGCAUCGCAGCACCCGAUAGAAGUUUGACUCGUUGAGCUAGCUGACGUUAGCCCGCUUCAUUGAUUCGUAGCAUACCCGCAAGCCGGUUAGCUAGCUAGCUCCCGAAGUAAGCUAGUUUCCGUGCGUCGGAGGGGUGGGGGUGGGUAGGGGGACUGUUUGCCGGACUGGUGAACACGGCCGGCAGAGGAGGGGGGGGGGGGCACCAGGCAGGCAGGCAGGCAGGCCGGCGGGGUUGUGAGAACGAGACGGGGUGGAAGUGUGUCAGGAGCGGCUGAUGAGUUCAGACCAGAGCGGAGAGCCGCCGCUGCUGCAGGAGGAGGCUGAUCCCGGACCGAAGACCGGUGGGGAGAACGAGGCUCCGCCGAGCAACGAGGGAGGCUCAGGCGGCAUGGUCACUUCUAAGGGCACCAGUUUGAACCCGAAUGCCAAGGUGUGGCAGGAGUUAUCUGUGACCCCCAGUGAGGUGGUGACCAACAGCCCUCAUUGGCCUCCGUCGGACCUCAGUGAUGGUUAUGAGGAGCCGUUGUGGGCUGGUUGCAAGCCGUACACUGUGGUAUUGCCAGGACCCGAUGGAAGCAGCAGCAGCACAGCCACAGCUGAGAUAUCAAUCAAUGGAAUGGACCCUCCAGAGUUGGCAUUUUCCCCUGCUGAGCUCACCACCACAGGGACCUCAGAUGCCAAAACAGAAGAUCGGCCAGUCUCAACAGAGAAUCUACGAGAGUCUCUGAAAAAAGAGCUUGAGUUUUAUUUCUCAAGAGAGAACCUCUCAAAGGAUCUGUACCUGAUGUCCCAGAUGGACAGUGACCAGUUUGUCCCAAUUUGGACCAUUGCCAGCAUGGAUGGCAUCAAGGUUCUCACCAGUGACAUGGAGCUCAUUUUGGAUGUGUUGAGAUCAUCACCCAUGGUACAAGUGGAUGAGAAAGGGGAGAAAGUGCGCCCCAACCACAAACGGUGUAUUAUCAUCCUCCGGGAGGUCCCUGAGACCACACCUGUUGAGGAAGUGGAGUCACUGUUCAAAAACGGCAACUGUCCGAAGGUGAUAAGCGUUGAGUUUGCACACAAUAACAACUGGUACAUCACAUUCCAGUCGGACACAGAUGCUCAGCAGGCUUAUGAGUACUUGCGAGAGGAGGUAAAAACAUUUCAGGGAAAACCCAUAAUGGCCAGGAUAAAAGCCAUCAACACGUUCUUUGCAAAGAACGGCUACCGUAGCAUGGACAGCAGCCUUUACUCCCAGCAGACCCAGAGCCAUUCCCACUACAGCUCCCCUCUCUACAUGCAGCACGUCUACCCCCACCAACAGUAUCCCGUCUACGGCAUUGUGCCCCCCACCUGGACCCAUUCGCCCGCUCCCUACUUUGAAACUCCUUUGGCACCUUUUCCCAACAGUAGCUUUGUGAAUGGAUAUGGCUCUGCACACUACAAAACUGGAUCUGGUUCUCUUACGAUCACUCGGCCUUUCAACAGAAAUCGUGUCCCACUCUAUUCAAGAAAGAAUGUUAUAAAUGCCUUCAGAAACCACGUGAAGCCCCCCGUGAGGACGAACGAGAUAACUCCAACAUCCAUUGCUUCUGUCCCCCUGGAGAAUCUGAUGGGACUGCGGAGUCCACAGCCGCAUGCCCCCGUUAACACAGCACAGGCUGCCUCUGACCUGAGCUCCAUGUUCUCACAUCUAUCUUCCUCGUGCUCCUCUUUGGACCCGAACGAUGACAGUAGCAUGGCUGGACGUGGACGACGGAGCACAAUUUAUAGAGGAACACGUAGAAGGCGAGAAGAUGAACGGUUUAUGAGGCCUGUACCGCUGGCUGAGGUUAAGGUUUCCCCUCCCAAAUUUGACUUGGCUGCAACCAAUUUCCCUCCUCUUCCUGGCUGUGUGAGCAGUAUUCAAGGAGAGCCAGUGCUUGAGAACCGAAUGUCGGAUGUUGUUCGUGGUUUGUACAAGGACAAGAUGGAAGCGGUAAAUAAAGAAAGCAGUGUUAGUACAGCUGUGGUCACAGAGGAUGCUUUGGCGUGCUCAAGUCCAACCCAGAUUGCCACAAAGUCUGUCGCACAACCACUUGCACCACUGGCCCCUAGGAGUCAGGAGCAGCGGGUCGAGCAGACGGAGCUGGUCGUUUCAAAAGCGAUUGCCAGCAUGCCGGCUGAAACCGCCGUCAUCCCCACCUCCUCCACCCAAGCUGUGCAUAGCUGGAGGCCUCCAGCGCCGCCUCCCGCCUCAACCCCACUAAAGCCCAGCACACCCCCACCUCUUCUUGCUGCCGUUCCUGCACCUGCACAGGAGCCCCGCAAACUAAGCUAUGCUGAGGUGUGCCAACGGCCUCCCAAGGACCCCCCGCCCAUGGCCCCUGUCCUGCCCCUCUGCAGUGCGGGGGCAGGCCAGCCUUUGCGCGAGUUGCGCGUGAACAAGUCGGAGGAACCCAGUUCCAACUGCCCUACUGGAGACAAGCCGGAGCGAGGCCACGACAGAGAGGCGGCGCGGGAGUGCACAGAUAGCUGGCCCACACGUGAACGUGACUCCAAGAGCUACUACCGCAGCAACGGGCCCCGAGGCACUACCACCGACCUCAAGUUCAGAGAGCAGAGGCGGCUGCCUAUUGCCCGACGCCACUCUCCACAGGGAAAUUACAGGCACGCUGGCAAAGAGCAGAAUAUCCCACCGGUAUUGCCAAAGUAAUGGAAAACAAAACUCUAUGAAUAGAAAAAAGAUGUAUGAAACGCCACAUGGAUAUGUCUAAUUAUAUAAAAAUGAUUAACAUAAAAGCAACAACAUUAUGGUAGCUACCUUCCCCUUGGAACUUGUCCACAUGGCGGCACAUCCAGGACUUGUGAGCUAAAUGACUGAUGACCUGAAACAAGUGAUUUGGAAAGGCUUUUCUGGCGUUGUGCUCAAAAGAAUUGACUUUCCACGGAGGUCGUCUAUUUUGUGCUUGCCUUGGGAAAGGUAGGAUGCUGGUGCCCUGUAAGUGGCCCUCUACCACCUUUUAAUUUCAAAAACAAUAAGCACUAAAGAGAACAUGCAUAUGUCAUGUACAUAUACAAAGAUAUCACUAACACACAAUGAGCUGUGCUUUAGUUUGCAAAUAUGACUGAAGGGGUUGACUGUUUCUGCAUUGUUAUAGCAAAAUGAUGUUUAAUGAGACAGAGUCCUUAUACUGGUAGCUGUGGGCAAUGACAUGGUUGUCUGAUCCCAAUUCACGUUUGGCUUAAAAGUUGUGGCAGUCAAAAAUCAAUGCUUUUUUUUUUUUUUUUUUCUUCUUUCUUCCCCCCUUCUCUUUCUUGUGAGCUCUGCUCCACGAUUUUCAUGUUGCUUUCGAUCUCAAACCUUUCAAACGUUUUGGAUUCAGAACAUUGAUCAGGAUCUCUGUUUACAUGUUUGUGUAGUGUAUCAGGGACGAUACAAAACUGUAAACGCUCACAGGAUGUUUGAACUGCACUUAAGUGGUGGCCUGGCAUUGAAGUCUGCGGCGUGCAGUUAGCUGAGGGCUCAGCUAUGUUUGGAUGUAAAAUAAUUGUCAUUAUCAGCUACCUGAGAUCGCGGCACGCUAGCAUACAGUCCGCCGAAUGUCGUUGUUUUGGCCCAGCAAAAGUGGAUUUGUGAAAAGACCAUAGAAGUAUAGUUGGCUGCGCUAUUAGUUCUUAAAACCCCUUAACUAGAUGUGUGUGGGAGAUUUCAAUUAGUAGUAUGGAGGCUUCUGACAGAAGGGGUCAACCUGAUUGUGCUUUUUAGGGUGAGUUUGCUUCUUUUUUUUAAUUUUGGAAAAAUAACUGGUUAACAUUAGAAUGUUGAAAUUUGAGCUCACUGUACGUAUUGCUUUUUAAAUAUUUAUAAUUUUGUUGCGCAAGGUUUUUUCUCUGAAUCUUGGUAGGCUGGUUUCCCCAAAGUUGUGUGAAAUCGCAGUGACAAAACCAAAUGGAAUCAUGCUGUGUAAUGAACCGUUCCAUGCCAGCGAGAGAGAUGAUGAUGCUUUGGGUGUAGAGGUGCAGUAAAUGAGGAAGCAAUCACUGGAUCUGCCAUUUGGUUUUCACCAAUGAGUUGAAUCAACAAGAAAUGCACUAAUGCUCGUGGAAAAUGUGAAAUGAUUUUUGCAAACAUUUGCUUGACAGGCAGAGAUAUGACCACCACCACCACCGUCCUUUUCAUGUUUGGCUCAAUUUGUUGAUUUUGUUUUUGGUUUGGGAUUGUAAAAGGAAAUAUAAACAAGUGUUUGAGACACAAUCCAAGAACUGUAAUAAUUGUCACCAAAUAAAUUAUUUUGAUUUGG